AUGAGUUCGGAGAACAAGUACCUUGAUGCCGAGUUCGAUGCCUUCAUGCAAGCUCUCCUUGAAAAGCAUCAUGUUCCAGGAAUGAGCAUCGGUAUUGUCGAUGGGGGGCAGGUGUUCACCAAGGCAUAUGGAUUCGCGCGUCUUCCGGACGUGCCUGCGACCGAUGAAACAUUGUACUUCACCGGGAGCACGACGAAGGCCAUGGUCGCUGCGGCUUUGGGCCGUGUGAUGAGCGAUGAGCCUGAGCAGCAUCAAGAGCAAAACGAGCCAGUGCGGACGCUACGGAAGCAUCGGUGGGCAACACCCAUUAGCCAGAUUCUACCAGACGACUUUGUCCUGGAGGAUGAGCGUGCUACUUCGGAGAUCACGAUCGAGGACGCCCUCUCGCACCGCACGGGAUUCUCGGGAGCGGAUAAUCUGUAUGGGCGCUGGAUGGGCACGGAGCCCAAAGGUAUCACAAAAGCCCUCAGGUUCUUGGGCGGACCUAACAAGUCCUUCCGGACGACAUGGCAGUACAACAAUCUGAUGUACAGCGUCCUGGGCGAUGUCUUGGAGACCACGACAGGGCUCUCAUGGGGGGCUGCCCUUCGCAAGCUCCUCUGGCAACCUCUGAAGAUGCUAUCGACUUACUGGACGGUCGAUGAAAUCCCGGAUGACAAAAGGGAGUCUAUCGCCCGAGGGUACUUCUGGGUUCCCUCAUCUUCCGUGGACGAUGGAAAAGGAGAUUUUAUACCGGAGCGAUACUUGGAUUUUGCUGGGAUCGCACCUGCUGGGUCCGUUGUCUCGAACGUUAUUGAUUAUGCCAAAUGGAUUAAAGCCCUCUUGCGGGCUGCCAACCAUCACGAAGAAACAAGCGAGACGCAGAAUGUCUCAUUCUCAGAAGAGGCGCCCACCGUCAUAACACCCACCCUGUUUGCGGAAUUGACAACCCCACGUAUGCUGCAGACGCUCCUCGCGCCAAUGAACAAGAACAGUCAUCUGACACCUCGGUCGUAUUCGCUCGGAUGGUCUAAUAUGUCAAGCACGAUGGGUCUCAAACAUCCUAUUGUUGCGCAUGCAGGCGGGCUGACGGGCUUUGGAACUCAGCUAUACUUGCUUCCGAACGACGACUUUGGGUGUGUGACGCUCGGUAAUACGACAAUCUCAAGCCACAAGGUUGGUGAAGCCGUAUCCAUCGAGUUCAUGGCGCGGAAGCUGGGGCUCUCGGGAUCGUCGAAAGCUGAGUUUUCCAAGUCUCUCAGCAUAUUCGACGCGCUCGACGAAUUGACCGCCCUGGCCGGCAAGGCAGCUGAGGUAAAGCCAUCUGAAGCAGCACCCGACGCUGAUAUUUCCCGAGGGGGCCAACUGACGGAGAGCCUGUGUGACGAACUGGUAGGCACGUACCAUCACCCGGCGUAUGGGUCGUAUCGCGUCUCUCGUGACCAAGGCCCCAAGCGGGACCGGGUCUUAUGCGGCUUUCAGGUCUCUGAAAAGGACAAACGAUAUCUCGAAGCACUCUGGAAUGAGAGGCAGACCUUAUAUGUAUUGCCCGUCGGCCAUCAUACAUGGGGUAACCAAUUUGUGCUACACGUGCGAGGCCCCGAGAAGAACGGUGAAUCGAAAGCAUCCACAGCAUCAGACGAGAAAAGUGUAGUCUUUUUGGACUUGGAGUGCCUGACUUUACAUGGGCAAGACCCCGACGAUACAAAGGGGGUGUCAUCAAGUCUACAAUGGCAAGUACCGCACGCAACAAGAACUGUCUGGGAAACCCAGAACUUCUGCCGCAGGGGGGCUGCCUUUACAGCCGUUUCGAAAGCUGAAGGGAGCACGAGCAGCUCUGCAUGGAAACUGGGUCUACGACUUGCAAACGAAUAUAUGGCGGCAGAAGGAUCUACCGAUGAGGGUUGGGAAUCCGAGAUGGCUUGGUUCACAAAAUAG
Messenger RNA from Fonsecaea multimorphosa CBS 102226, 1917 nucleotides. RefSeq lists its product as uncharacterized. The record is from RefSeq and is a predicted model, not a curated record. The coding region runs from base 1 to 1917 and encodes 638 amino acids. NCBI's taxonomy places the organism in Eukaryota, Fungi, Ascomycota, Eurotiomycetes, Chaetothyriales, Herpotrichiellaceae. The transcript is spliced from 2 exons.